This is a messenger RNA of Acinonyx jubatus (cheetah), 621 nucleotides long. RefSeq lists its product as uncharacterized. The record is from RefSeq and is a predicted model, not a curated record. The transcript has 3 exons. The coding region runs from base 1 to 621 and encodes 206 amino acids. Lineage: Eukaryota; Metazoa; Chordata; Mammalia; Carnivora; Felidae.
AUGGCAGUCCCCUGUUCCUGUCCUCAAUUUAGGAGACAUAAGAAACAUAAAUUAAGGCGUGAGGCCUAUUUCAUAAAGCACAAAGACCCAGUGGACUCCCCAGGGGUGGGAAGGCGGGUAGAGGGCCAGGGAGCGGCUUGGGGUGGCUGCGCCGGGCAGGGCAGGUACUCUAAAGAAGGAAAGUCUGGGCACGCCGGCCGGACUCCACCUUACGAGGGUGGGGUAAGGAGGUCCUGCCUCCUCGCACAGAGUCCAGCCCUUGGUGCUGGAGCUCCGUUUGUGAUAGGUUCGGGGAAAGUGCGGCGCUCAAAAGGAGAUAACCAGUGGUGGCUGCCCAGGAAAGGCGUGUGCUGGGAGGGAUUCCUUCUCCGAGCCGGCGGCACUCUGACGACCGUUGGAAAUGCGCGGGCGGCAGCAAAACGACAGCCGCGAAUUUACCACUGGCAGACCCUAAACCCCACCCCUGAAGGCCAGGCGGCGUCUCCGUGGCGACGUGCAGCGAAGUGCGGCUGCGCAAGGGUGACGGAGCGAGGGCGAAGGGGAGGGGGUGUUUUGGUUCCAGCCGCUCGCCGUCCUUUCAGACUUGUUCGUCUGAAAGCUUCUCGUUCCUUCCUUCCCUAA